AGUGGGAUUUCUAGUUCGACUCCUUGCUUUGUUGUAAUUGUGGAGCUGCUUCUGUCAAAAAUAGCCUUUUUUAACAGCCAGGCAUCCACUUUUUGUGGCUUUGUGGGAGGCUUUUUUUUCUCUGUGGUGGUUCACAAUGUCCUCACAAAUAUGGUUGCGUAAAUAAUCAUGAUGCUUUCCAUUAAUGUCAUGGUGGAUCAAGGUAAGAGCAGGUCAUGGAUAGGAUCAUAUGAGGUGAGAGGUGACAUUCAGGGACAAGUUUCAGGUGCUAUAGUUCAUGUAAUUACUGAUUUCUUCAUUUGAUUAGACUGACUUUCUGCUGUAGGUGUACAAGGAAAAUGACAUUGAGAUUUCUCAGUACUAUGAGGAUAAUAUAAUGCUUAGUAAUUUGGUACUGUUUGUUGCUUAAUGAAAUAUGGGUUAUUUACAACAUUAAGAGAGCUAAUUUUUGGUUUGCAGUAAUCACUGUCUAUGAAGACAGGUAGGUCUCUUGGUGCAAAACCAAGUGAGACAGAUACAAGAGAAGCCCCACAAUAUCUGGGGACCCAUAUACAAGUGCAUUAGAUCAGUGUCAAUACACUGUAAGUGAAAGAACUCUCAUUUCCUUUAAACCAAGGCCUUUGCUUUUAAUCAGAGUGCUAAAGUCCAAUUAACCAUCACUAAUUCCCUCGACCAGAUGUCAGUUCUAUUCAGAGUGUGUAUUUGUGUUAGAAAGUGAAAGAUAAAGACAGAGUUUUUGUAUCAGCUGUUAUUUGUCUUCUUUGGUUCUCAGACGAGUGGAUCUUAAAUUAAAAAAGCUGGACAGCACCAAGUCCCUGCUAAUCAAAUCGGAGCAGCUGCUUCGGAUCGAGGACCAUGACUUUGCAAUGCGGCCAGGCUUUGGAGGUAAGACACUCACCUCAUCGAUCUGUCUAUCUAUUUUUGUAUAUCUAUCUUCUUUGUUCUUUUUAUUUUUAUUUUUAAUAACCAUGUGCUUGCCUGGCAGCUCACUAAGGUUAAUGUAGGUUACUGUGCUGUCUUUGGAAUUACGCGUCCCAAAAAAAACCUGAGUGACCUAGAUUGUCGCUUGUGUGAGACAAUGACUACAGACAGUAGUACAGAGAAAAUAAUCUGAACUGUGUACCUAAAUCUGUGGGGGUGAAAAGAUAAAACAAAAAGCCUGAUGUUAGAGGAUAUUAAAAACUGUUAUGAGACCUACAUACCUUUUGUGAUAAUCUGCAUUUGUAGAGUGUUUAAUAUAAAUGUCCUUAUCUGACACAAGAAUAUGUAUAUCAAAUCUGUGUGUGACAAGCGCUAUACGGCAUACAUUUGGUUUUAGUUUUUGCUAUUAUUCCAAGUAAAUGGUGUGCAAGAAUAAUUAGGUAAAUAGGCCAUUCAAAGGACAUCACCUUUCAUUCAUUUACAGGAUCACUUUAUACUCUUCUGAACUCAAAAAGUGUUGUACGAGGUUCUAAUACUCUUGAAACGUAAAUUGUGAAUGCAACAGAUGCACAAAAUAACAUUCUUUUUUGAGUACAAACACCCAGGGAGUUGCAACCCGUCCCUCCACUGAGUUACUGUAAGAUUCAUUGCAUGACCAGUUUCUCAAAAACACAGCAAACAUGCAAAAUUGUACAAAAACCCUUACAAAAAACAUCUGUACUGAACUGUUGUUGUAUUGGAGAGGUAUUUGACUAAAGUGGGUCUGUAACAAUGUCUAUGCAGUAAUUUUUCAGCAACCAAGACAGUGGCAGGGAUACAGCCACAAAAUGUAGUUCUCCCUGUAGUUGUAGCCUGUAACACCCAAGAUUUUCCUCAUUAGAAAUAUGACAAUGUGCAAUGUGUCUUAUUUGUAACUACUAUUUUUAGGGUGGGCUUUAUCCUGUAAGCAGUUGGCUUACUCGGUUUAAACUUGACUUAUAGGUGUGAUUGUUGUGUUUGUGCUACUCAUAAUAAUAUCAUAACAAGAUCUACAAAUCAGGAAAAUACCAGAAGAAUUUCUGAAAAGCAAUUUCAUUCCUCUUCAGAAAGUGAAAAAUACUCAAGUGUGUGAAGAGCACAGACUGAUAAAUAUUAUAAAUCAUGGGUCAAAGAUACUGCUGCAUAUAAUUACGAGCAGAAUAGCCAACAUCAUUGAUAGCGGGAUUUCAAAAUGCUAGCUGAGCUAUAGAAAAGGAAAAUAAUACAGAGAUGACAUCUUUAUACCUAGAACAAUUGGAGAGAGGAUGAUACAAAAGAAAAAAAAAGUUUACAUGAUGUUCAUAGACUAUCAAGAGGCUUUCGAUCGGGUAAACCAUGAGCAACUAAUUGAACUAAUUGAAGGAAUUUCGGCACAUGAAAAAAGAAUAACAGAAAAUCUAUAUUGAACCAGAAAGCAGCUGUCAUUACAGAAAAUGGAGAAACAGAAGAAGUAGACAUCUUAAGAGGUGUAAGAGAAGGAUGUAUUUUAUCCCCAAUUCUCUUUAAUUUGUAUAUGGAAAGGAUGAUCGAAGAAGCACUACAAGAGAAGAGGGAUACAGAUAAAUGGGUAGACCUUGACAAACAUCAGGUAUGCUGACGAUACUGUUCUUCAAGCAGAAGAUGAGUGGGAGCUCCAAGCAAUGUUAGAAGUUGUAAAUCAGGCUUGCAAGCGAUACAGAAUGGCAUUGAACAGCGAUAAGACCAAAUCAAUGAUUAUGGGAGAGGGUGAAAUUGGCAAGUUCAAAAUUAUACUGGAACUGGAGUGCACAAACACAAAUACCAGGGAAGUUUCAGCUACAGAGAUGGAAGAUGUCUGAGGGAAAUUAAAUGCAAAAUUGGACAAGCAAAAAAGGCUUUCUUGGGUAAUAAAGAACUUCUGAGAAGCUCGUAUUUAAGGUGAACUGUAGUGCUUGCCCCACACUGUAAGAGACAGUCACCUCCUGUUGUGGCUAUGUCAACUCCUAUGUUGUUAUGCAUUAUUAUUGUAAACAAUAAGAUCUUAGAAAAUCAAAGUGUUAGUGGUUAGUUUAAGUGCUUUGUAAAAUCAGUCCUUUGCACAUUUAUGAACUCUAUAGGCACCUUUCUAGCACCAGAAGCAUAUCAACAAAUACAUCUGCUGCUGUAGUCGAUAAUUCUCUUGUGGAUACUUUUUAAUUUACUUCUGAAACAUCAUGUUUUGUUUGAAGUAAUAGGGUCGGUGGAUUUAAAGAGCUGACUCCAACCAUUUUUGACACUCUGAAGACUCUUAACCAAUGAAACAACAGAAGACAUUUCUGAUUCCUAAACUAAACAAAGUCAAUGAAUUGACUUUGUUUGAGUCGACUCUAUGAGCUAUCAGUCGUUACUGAAUCAUGAAUGUAACUGCGGCUCAGCAAGCAAUUGAUCGGACUGUCUCGUACCGUUUUGCUCCUUGUGAGUUGUAGUUGACCUCUUCCUCAAGACUGCAUGUACGUUCUUGUACUUUUGAUCUUUUAUCUAAUGUAUCAGAUUUUUAUCGCUGCAGUUGCUACUGGUUUCUUUUGGAGAGAUUCAUGUCCAACAAAGAGUUGAAAGGUCCCCUGAUAUUGUCCCCCCCACCCCCCGAUAUAAAAAAUGAACACGACUUCCAGAAGCCUAUCUGCCUGAUAUAAUCCCUCCCACUUCACCACUCUAUUGUAAUCGUAGACUCAUGGUUUUGAGUGCUUACCUUCAUUAGAUAAUGGCACUGAGAGAACGGGAUGUUUAUAGUGUGCAUCAUACGUUUCCAGCAUUCUGCCAUUGAACGAUGACAUGUGGACCAUACUAUACAGCAUGGGAUAUUUAUGUAACAGUACAAUAUGGUAGUUUGUAACAUAACACUAUAGUAUUUCAAUUUCUCAAGCAAAGAUUUCAGUUUAUGCAUGCAGAUUGCUACGCUAUCAUGUACUUGCAGUCCAAGUUGAGUGUCUUUGCUGGUUUUGUCAUUACUGUGUCUGAAAAAGUCAACUGUCAGCUGUGCGUAUCAAUAACGGCCCUGGUUGUUUUUUUCUGGCUCUGGCCCCUUGUGUGCAGAGUUUUCAUAGUUUCCCAGUGUGCGUUGGGGUUUACACCAGGUUGGUGCUAGACUGGAUCAGCCAGAGGGACAAUUUGCAAAAGUCUCGCAAGAUUUGUGUUAUAUUUCUUCAUUGUGCGCGUAAUUCUAACCCUAACCUUGACCUUAACCUCAACCCUAGCCUUGACUUUACCUUAACCUUAACCCUAACCUUAACUGCACUUGCGAGAGUUUGUCCCUCUGGCUGAUCCAACCUAGUAGUUACCUUUACACCAGGCCAUGUGACCUAAAAUGCCCACUGAUUGGAUCAUUAGUGUUUGUGAUCAUUUGUCAUAACUGUCAUGUAUUGGGUUAGAUAGGUCACAUGUCUAGUAGACAGAAAGCAGCAGGGAAGAUCAGAAGGAGAUAACCAGGAGGCUAUAGUUGUACUAUCCGUUGUACAAGUAAAAGCAAGUAAAAGCAGAAGCCCCAUGUCAUGAUUCAAUUCUGGAUGCACCAAUUACGUAUCAAGAUAGGCACACAACAAUGGCGACAAAGACGUCGGACUUUUGAAAAAAAGUGCAGCUAAGUUAUCUUGAGUUUCAUUUAACACAGAAAAGUCAGGACCUCAGCCGUUCGCAUAUUGCACAGACCCAGCUACGCUAGGACUGAGAGGGGCACGUUUGAGUUAUAUCCAGAUGGGAAAGGACUAAUCAUUAAAGAUGAUGUAACCGAUGUUACAAAACAGAGGAGAUGAGCUCUUCUUUUGCACAUUGCUGGACCAGAUGUUCAGGAUAUAUUCUUGACUCCACAGAACACUGGAGCAGCAACGGACUAUAUGGCCGUGGUUGGCGCACUGAAUACAUACUUUGUUCCCCAUGUCAAUGCAGCAUUUGCCUACCAGACAUUUCACAAGUUGUUUCAGAAACAAGGUGAGACUGUGCAACAAUUUUCUACAUGUCUUAGACAGACAGCGAAAGACUGUGAUAUUCGAGCAGGUACAGAUAACCAGAUAAGGGGUGCAAUUCUGAUUAAGUGUAUCAGAAUAUGUGCGCAGAAAAUUACUGGAAGAAGGGCAUGGACUAACGCUAGCCCAGAGGAAGGGGAAUGGACUAACACUCGCACAUUGGAAUUGGCCUCACAGUGUGAAAGAAUUUAGGAACAGAUGGCAGCUAUGUCUCUGAAUGGAGAAAAUUGGGACACAGAAACUGUCCAUCGUGUCGCACAAAAAGGAGGGAAGUACAUGAAAGCAAGAGGAAAGAUAAGGGAUAAAGAAGAGGGCAAAACUGAGAAACAAUGUUACAGAUGUGGUUACACUGAUCAUAUGAGAAAGGAUCCCAAAUGCCCUGCAUGUGGACAGGCAUGUCACGUGUGUAAUGGAAAAAAACAUUUCUCAAAAAUGUGCUGCACAAAAAGAUUAAAGACACACAAUGUGAACAUUGUUGAGGUACAACAAAAAGAGUUUGCAUUUAUUGUAAAAGAGGAUGAAAUGUCAGACCUUUUGUGUGGGGGGAGUAGACUUAAAAAUGUUGGUAGAUUCAGAUGCUACUAUGUGUGGGACAAACUUAAGGCAGAAAAGAUAGCUAGAUAGAAGUGCUAUUCAUAUGUGCCAAAGGAGAAGAGGAAUUUGUACCCAUAUUCAUCCAGUCAGUCACUGCCAGUCAUGGAGGCAUUAAAGUGUGAAAUCAGAAUUGGCAGCAGGAUGGAUCAGGCAAUUCAUUGUGAUUAAAGGCAAUGAUGAACCACUCCUUGGGAAAAAGACAGCCAUGAAGCUAGGAGUGCUAAAAAUAGGUGAAAAUGUCUCAGCUGUCACAGACAUCAAAUACACAUUCCAACAGCAAUACUCAAAUGUGUUCAAGGGAGUGGAAAAGUUGAACACCAAGAAGAUUAGACUAUACAUUUACCCAGUGGUGAAAUGUGUGGCCCAGCCACUCAGACGCACACCAUACAACCUCAAGGAGGCUGUGGAAAAAAAGAUAAAAGAAUUGAUUGACAUGGACAUGGACAUCGUAGAACGUGUCGAGGGCCCCACCCCCUGGGUAAACCCAGUGGUUGUACUCCCAAAACCUGACAAAGUUAUCUGGAUGUGCCUAGAUAUGAGAAGGGCCAAUGAGGCAAUCAUGAGGGAGCAGUACCCUAUUCCUAUUGUGGAUGAAAUACUCCAAGGCAUGGAUGGCUCCAGUAUAUUUAGCAAGCUAGAUCUGAAAUGGGGCUACCAUCAAUUAAAACUGACCACAGAGUCACAGGAGAUAACUAUAUUUGCAGUAUGCAUGAGGGAAUAAAGAUACAAGAGACUGAUAUUCAGUGUGUCGUCAGCCAGUUAGUAAUACCAGAAUGAGAUAGCCAAUGCAUUAGCUGGCAUUGAAGGUGUAGAGAACAUCUCAGAUGAUGUGAUAGCACAUGCACUAGAGCUGUGACAAUAACCGCAAUAUUGUCAUGUGAUGCCUAACACAGGGUUGAGCUCAUUACCAGCAUCACUGCACUUUUAGAUACGUUGGAGAAUCUCGUUGCCUUGGCUUGCUCCGGGCAAUAGGCUGCAAGACCUUGGCAUUGCCCCACAAGAAUGACUGCCCAGGGGGAAGCUAAAAGUGGUGCCUGAGGAAGCGGAAGCGCUGCAAGCAAGCUGGUAACCAAGCUAGGCCAAAGGCUAUCCCCAGUCGACCAGCUCUCCCAUCAAUCUUCCUUGCCAGUGUCAGUUCCAUCAACAAUAAACUAGACUACCCAAGACUGCUUCUGACCUCCUGGAGAGAAAUGACAAAGUGCCUCAUCUUCACUGAAACAUGGCUGCAAGAGAGUAUUUCUGACUCCACUAUCCAGCUAACUGGGCUAACGGCUCUCAGGUCAGACGAUAUUGCCUCACUGUCAGGUUCAGCCCUUCCUGUCGGCAUUGACGUCCAGGUAGAGAGCAUUGACAGCAUAAGUGAAGUAAACAUGGACUUCACCAUGACUUUGUACCUGAGGCAUUAUUGGCAGGACGAUCGCCUGGCCUUCCCCUCCAGCAACAACAAGAGUCGUACCUUCGAUGCACGUUUAGUGAAGAAGAUUUGGGUCCCUGACGUGUUCUUUGUCCACUCUAAGCGCUCCUUUAUCCAUGACACAACCAUGGAGAACAUCAUGCUGAGGGUUUAUCCUGACGGCAAUAUACUCUACAGUGUCAGGAUCACCGUGACGGCACUUUGCUCGAUGGACUUCAGUAGUUUCCCUCUGGAUACACAGAAUUGCUCUCUGGAGCUUGAGAGCUAUGCUUACAAUGAGAACGACCUCAUGCUCUACUGGAAGAACGGGAACGAUUCAUUAAGGACUGAUGAGAUCGUGCUCUCACAGUUUUUUAUUGAAGACUUCCAGCCUUCCUUUGGGCUUGCCUUCUACAGCAGUACUGGUUGGUACAAUCGGCUCUACAUAAACUUCAUUCUCAGGAGGCAUAUCUUCUUCUUCAUGCUUCAGACGUACUUUCCUACAAUGCUGAUGGUGAUGCUGUCCUGGGUGUCCUUUUGGAUAGACAGGAGGGCCGUACCUGCUCGUGUCUCUCUGGGCAUCACCACUGUCCUGACAAUGUCCACCAUCAUCACUGGUGUCUCAGCCUCUAUGCCUCAGGUGUCUUAUGUCAAAGCUGUAGACAUCUACUUGUGGGCAAGCUUCCUGUUUGUCUUCCUGUCAGUCAUUGAGUACGCUGCUGUUAACUAUUUCACCACAGUGGAGGAGAUGAAGAAGCUCAAGAGGGCAAAGGUCAUUCAUUUUCAGUGUUUCUGUGGCCUCUAAUUUCUUCUUCAAUCUCAUGUGACAUGUUUGACCCACAGAAAAUCAUUUCCUACCAUCUGUAACUCGCUGACCUCAAAGCCUAACAUCCUCUCAUCUCCUCUCCUCUGUCACUGCAGAUCCCCACCUUCAAUGCCACUGAGGCUAUGGUGUUCGAUGGUUGUUUCCAUGACAAUGACAUCGACCUGACCUCUUUUCCAGAGGUUUCCA
Molecule: messenger RNA, 7894 nt
Organism: Thunnus maccoyii (southern bluefin tuna)
Lineage: Eukaryota; Metazoa; Chordata; Actinopteri; Scombriformes; Scombridae
Product: gamma-aminobutyric acid receptor subunit rho-3-like
Exons: 7
Coding region: 6680-7687 (335 amino acids)
Biological process (GO): monoatomic ion transmembrane transport; signal transduction; regulation of membrane potential
Cellular component (GO): GABA-A receptor complex; neuron projection; membrane
Molecular function (GO): extracellular ligand-gated monoatomic ion channel activity; GABA-A receptor activity; neurotransmitter receptor activity
Source: RefSeq, a predicted model, not a curated record